Suillus fuscotomentosus is the source of this 330-nucleotide messenger RNA. RefSeq lists its product as uncharacterized. The transcript has a single exon. The record is from RefSeq and is a predicted model, not a curated record. The coding region runs from base 41 to 226 and encodes 61 amino acids. Lineage: Eukaryota; Fungi; Basidiomycota; Agaricomycetes; Boletales; Suillaceae.
UAAACACCUACCGCCCUCCCUCUUCCUCCCCACGAUACUAAUGGGAGACUCCAGACUCGGCGGCAUAUCACCGACUAUCUCAUCAUUCGAGCCCCUCUUCCGUGGGUACAUCAUAGAUGCAAUCCUCUUAUUCCGGGGCGAAUACUACAGGAAUUUUAAAUGCCUAACACAAUAUUUUGCAGAACGAGGGAUGUGUGUCAUUGUUCUUGAUCCUCCCAUGCCUUGACUCCGUAGGGAAGAAACAUUGGGAAUAUAGGGAAAUACCACUUGGAUCGCGUCCUAUUACUCACAAGUUGACAUUCUCGAAACACCUAUUAGACAGAAUGUGAU